This is a messenger RNA of Notolabrus celidotus (New Zealand spotty), 1871 nucleotides long. It is a transcript of the gene tmem39b, whose product is annotated as transmembrane protein 39B. Gene Ontology annotation, cellular component: membrane. NCBI's taxonomy places the organism in Eukaryota, Metazoa, Chordata, Actinopteri, Labriformes, Labridae. The record is from RefSeq and is a predicted model, not a curated record. The transcript is spliced from 9 exons. The coding region runs from base 260 to 1726 and encodes 488 amino acids.
CACUGGACGCAAACAUAUCCGCGCCCCCAUCUAUCAGCGGCUAGGCUCACAUCAACAAUGACUGUCUCCGCUGAUUUCAGUGAUAAACACGGCAAUGCUUCAAUAAAUACAACGAACAUGUGUUCAGUUUAGUUUUAAAUACAUGCAACAGAGCAGCACCUCAGAGACACAGCAGACACUGGCGCUGGAUAAAGAACAAGGAAAGGAUUCAGAAAACUACCCAGAAAGCCUGUAGACUUGAGCCGUGGGUGUGUCUGUGAUGGCCGGUGGAAGGAGAGGGGCGAACCGCACCACAUACUGCAGACCUCCACUAAGCAGUGAACCAGGCUCGGUCAGCAAUGGAAAUCACUCGACCAGCUCUCCUGUCACAGGGGUGCGAUCUCGCACAAGGAAUGGCUCGGGAACAUGCAUGUCCAGCCCCCCACUGGCUGCACAAACAGUGGUUCCUCUGAAGCACUGUAAGAUCCCGGAGUUAUCUGUGGAUCGUAACGUGCUGUUUGAGCUCCACCUGUUCUUCUGCCACCUCAUUGCCCUUUUUGUCCACUAUGUCAACAUCUACAAGACUGUGUGGUGGUACCCUCCAUCACAUCCUCCCUCACACACAUCCCUGAACUUUCACCUCAUUGAUUACAACAUGCUGGUGUUCACAAUCAUCAUACUGGCAAGGAGGUUAAUAGCAGCAAUUGUGAAAGAGGCAUCACAGAGCGGGAAACUAUCCUUUCCUCAUUCAGUAUUCCUGGUAAUGGCUCGGUUUGCUGUGCUAACACUGACGGGCUGGAGUCUGUGUCGCUCCCUCAUUUACCUCUUCAGGACUUACUCUGUCCUCAGCCUGCUGUUCCUCUGCUACCCAUUUGGGAUGUAUAUUCCAUUCUUCCGACUGAGCUGUGACUUCAAGCGGGUCGGUCCUCUCUCCCCCAUUGCCAGCAUUGGCUCCAAAGAGGUCGGCAGCAUGGGCCGGGGGCGGGACUACUUCACUGUCCUGAAGGAGACGUGGAAGCAGCACACCAGCCAGCUGUAUGGAGUCCAGGCCAUGCCGACUCACGCCUGCUGCCUCUCCCCGGAUCUUAUUCGCAAGGAGGUUGAAUACCUCAAGAUGGACUUCAACUGGAGGAUGAAGGAGGUGCUGGUCAGCUCCAUGCUCAGCGCUUACUAUGUGGCCUUUGUGCCUGUCUGGUUUGUCAAGAGCACACAUUAUGUGGACAAGCGGUGGUCCUGUGAGCUUUUCAUCCUGGUGUCUGUCAGUACGUCAGUCAUCCUCAUGAGACACCUUUUACCACCACGAUACUGUGACCUGCUUCACAAAGCUGCAGCUCACCUGGGCUGCUGGCAGAAAGUAGACCCCUCGCUCUGCUCAAAUGUUCUUCAGCACAUAUGGACUGAAGAGUACAUGUGGCCACAAGGAGUCCUGGUUAAACAUAAUAAGAAUGUCUACAAGGCCAUGGGCCACUACAAUGUUGCAGUUCCAUCGGAUGUGUCUCAUUAUCGCUUUUACUUCUUCUUCAACAAGCCUUUACGGAUACUGAACAUACUCAUUAUCCUGGAAGGGGCCAUGAUAUUCUACCAGCUCUACUCAUUGAUAUGCUCAGAAAAGUGGCAUCAGACGAUAUCGCUGGCUCUGAUUCUCUUCAGCAACUAUUACGCCUUCUUUAAGCUGCUCAGAGACAGAAUAGUUCUCGGGAAGGCUUACUCGUACUCAAACAGCUCAUCGGACCAGAAAGUCAGUUAGACAUAAGUUAUUAUUGGUCACAUUCACUUUGGAACAACACAAACAUGCGUUAAGAGCUUGGUAUUUUUUCUACAAACUGCAUUUUGUGUCACGUUUUUGUUCUGAUCUACCAUAAUAAAAAGAAAUAUUUUUGUAUGACUGUAAA